This is a messenger RNA of Nilaparvata lugens (brown planthopper), 932 nucleotides long. RefSeq lists its product as uncharacterized. The transcript has 3 exons. Bases 141 to 557 code for a protein of 138 amino acids. The record is from RefSeq and is a predicted model, not a curated record. Lineage: Eukaryota; Metazoa; Arthropoda; Insecta; Hemiptera; Delphacidae.
UUUUGUUUCCAAGCUCAAGCCUCAAAGUGCCUCAAACUCCAAACUCAAAAUGGCGGACAAGGAGUUUUCACUUUUCAUUUUCAAGAAUUUAGUACACUAAACAUACAACAAUAAACAAUAUUGGAUAGCCAUGAUCCAUUAUGGUACUUUUCCUUUUUUUACUCUCUGCUCUGUACUCUACAGCUGGAGGUACGGAUGGAGACUCUUCUUUGACUGACCAUUAUCCUCAAAUCAAAAUACUUCCUCUGAUGUCGACUACUGAAUUCCUUUUCAAACGAAUUGAUGAUACCUUGAAUGUUACAUGCAGUAUCAUUGGAGCGAAUGCAGACAAAUUCUAUCUAGAAUGGAUUACGCCAAUAGAUGUGCAAAACAGUUUCUAUUCUAGGUAUGAAAACUGGAACCAUAAACUAUUGAAGACAAACUCUUUGAAUCUAUACAUGGACGCCCUAGAAGAAAUUGAUGCUGGGAACUAUACUUGCAUGGCUAGCUUACCAUCUACCAAUGUCACCCUUCAGAAACAUUUCUUCCUGAAAAUUAAUAAUAGUAAGUUACUGUAACCAUUGUCUCUUUUCUGUGAUAUCACUUGAAAAUGGCAUCAAUGUUGAAACAUGUUGUGAUUAAAUAAUUUAAAAACGGGUACUGAGAUUUUUAUUUUUAUUACUAUUUAUACUGUAACCAUUUAUGGUACUCUGUUCGCGGUAGGAAACGACAGCAUUCAGUUGGCAUUUGUGUGCGUGAAAAUGUAAUGAAUCCUUUUUGAAUUGCUAAUUACCAGUUCACAAAUUCACUUGCGCUUAUUCAAUGUCAUACUAGGAUCACGUAUUCUGUGUUUACUGUGUUUGGAAUUUUGGAAAAUCAGUUUGACGUACGUGAAUUUUAAUAGCCCAAUAAUGAUAACCUUUGAAUAAUUGAGAAAAAUACUUAUGGAGCAC